This is a messenger RNA of Struthio camelus australis, 1838 nucleotides long. RefSeq names its product aminoadipate aminotransferase (gene AADAT). Gene Ontology annotation, biological process: biosynthetic process. Gene Ontology annotation, molecular function: pyridoxal phosphate binding; L-kynurenine:2-oxoglutarate transaminase activity. Lineage: Eukaryota; Metazoa; Chordata; Aves; Struthioniformes; Struthionidae. The record is from RefSeq and is a predicted model, not a curated record.
UCCGCAGCCCGAAAGACGACGAGCUCGGAAAGCAGCGAAAACGCUCAGAUUGCCUCCACAACAUGCCCCGAGCCAGCCUUUCGGCCUCGGACUACAAGCAGCAAUAACAACAAACAAACAAACAAAGCUAUGCCUGAAAUGAUAUGAAUUACUCUCGGUUCAUCACCUCUGUGAGUGCAGCAAGAAAAGCAUCUCCAAUAAGACUUCUAACUGAACUGAUGCAAAGGUCUCCUCCGUCACUCAUCUCUCUCGCUGGAGGGGCACCAAACCCUAACACUUUCCCAUUUAAGAAGGCUACUGUUGCCAUUGAACAUGGAGCUCCUGUUGAGAUUGGGGAAGAUUUGAUGAAGAGGGCUCUCCAGUACUCCGCCUCAGCAGGGAUUCCAGAACUGUUGUCUUGGCUAAAGAAUUUUCAGAGGAAUCUACAUAACCCCCCCACAGCCAGCUACAGUCCUGAGCAAGGACAAAUGGAAAUGUGCAUCACAACUGGCAGCCAGGAAGGCUUAUGUAAGGUGUUUGAAAUGCUCAUUAACCCUGGGGACAACGUCCUUUUGGAUGCACCUACGUAUUCCGGGACACUAGCAGCUCUGAGACCUUUGGGUUGUAACAUAAUUAAUGUUCCUAGUGACCAACAUGGCAUUAUUCCAAAAGCUCUGAAAGAAAUUCUGUCUACUUGGAGCCUAGAAGAUGUAAAGAGCCAUAGCCACAAUCUCCCUAAAUUCCUGUACACUAUUCCAAACGGUUGUAACCCAACUGGAAACUCUCUGACCACAGAGCGCAAGAAGGAGAUAUACCAGCUUGCAAGAAAAUACGAUUUCCUUAUAAUAGAAGACGAUCCUUACUACUUUCUUCAGUUUGAAAAGCCAUGGGCUCCAACUUUCCUUUCAAUGGAUGUGGAUGGCCGAGUUAUCAGGACUGACUCUUUCUCUAAAAUUCUGUCAUCAGGGCUGAGAAUAGGCUUUCUAACAGGUCCGAAGCCUCUUAUCGACAGAGUUAUUCUACACAUACAGGUUUCAACAAUGCAUACCAGUACUUUCACGCAGAUUAUGAUAUCACAGCUUCUUCAGCAAUGGGGAGAAAAGGGUUUCUUGGAGCAUAUAGACAGGGUGGUGGAGUUCUACAGAACCCAGCGGGAUGCAAUGCUUAUUGCUGCUGACAAGUGGUUAAAAGGCUUGGCAGAAUGGCACCCUCCUGCUGCAGGCAUGUUCUUAUGGAUCAAAAUUAAGGGAGUUUCUGAUACACAGCAGCUGAUCAUGGAAAAAGCUUUGCAGAAGGAAGUGUUACUGGUUCCCGGAGGAGCAUUCAAUAUUGAUAGUUCAGAGCCUAGUUCUUAUGUCAGAGCCUCCUUCUCCCUGUCUUCCCCAGCCCAGAUGGAUCAAGCUUUCAAGAGACUGGCUGACCUUAUAAAGGAAGCUAUAUGAAAAGGCUAAAUAGAUCUUUUUCAUCAAUCAAAAUCAUCUCCAGAAAACACUUAUUAACAUUUGGAUUUCAUCAGAACACUUUAAAAGCAAGUAGAAUACAGUGGAUGUUCCCUUAGAUGGUACCAGUGCUUGGAUUCCAAACUUAGAUAAUCAGCAUCCAAAAAAAGGUUUGUAGAGAACGUAGACAUGACUACUUUAAUUAUUACAACAUACAACUUUUUGUGACGGUAAUACCAUACAAAGAAAAGACAUAGACUACUGUCGAGACUUCAUUGCGAGUAUUUCAUAUUUUAAGGUGUACAAGAACAACAAAGUGAGAAACAGCCAAUACUGAGGUGUGGUUUCCACAGUUUAUUUUUUCAAACGUUUUUAAAAUUGUUUAUUUUGAGAGACUCUUGAGUGAAUUUCAAAAAUUAC